AUGUUUUCCCCUUCGAAGCUCGACGAUUGCCACGGCGCCUGGUACGUACGAGUCAACUCGACCAACAUCAUGUCAGAGAACGGGAUGAUAGUGGUCGGCAGCGUGCCAGCCAGAGACGGCCGCAUUAAGGCGUGCGACAAGAAUGACGUCGUGAAGGGCGUCCCCGAGGCCAAGUCUGGCGCGGAGGCCUCCCUCGACGAGAGCACCCUCAAGAAGGACCCGGCCGCGGAAAAGGACCCCGACGCGGACGCCGUCGACUCGGGCAAGGCCACGGCCAUGUUCUCCGCCCACGAGCCGAGCCCGAACGCCGUUUUCUGGCCCAAGCUUGCGCGCCCGACCGACCCGCCGACAGCCGGCGUCACCGAAAAAGCGCCGGCUCUCAAGCCGGACACCGAAGACGCGCCGGCUUUCAAGCCGGUGACCGGCGGUGGCGAGCCACCGCCGCCGUCGAUCAAGGAAUUUCCAGCGGAGACGCCCGCCCCGGCGGGCGACGCCGACUGGGCCGUCUCGGCGGCCAAGCAGUUUCCAGCGGAGACGCCCGCCCCGGCGGGAAUCGACGAGUGGAAGACGCCCUCGCCGCUCUGCAAGAUCGAGCGCAAGGGCAACCUGAAUGAGCGCACCGAACACGCCACCCCGAUCGGCGGCAAGAACCCCAACGGGUUCGCGGCCCUGGUCGGAACGGACGGUAACGAGGGCAUGAUCCACGGCAAGGCGCCCCGCGGCGCGAACGUCAUGCCGGAGGGCUCCGUCUCUGCCGGCGGAUGGUUCUGCUGGCCCAAGUCCUGCUGGCCCGGCCUGCUUUGCUUCUUCGCCCUCGUGGCGAUCGGGGCAAGCGGCGCGGCCCUCGUCUACUCUUCGUACGUCUCCGGCGGCGUCGCGCUUCUCAAUUCGAUCUCCGAUGCGACGUUGCCCCCGGCCGAGAUUGCCCGAGAUCUUGCGGCCAUCAACGCACGUUUCCUGUCCGGCCGUCCGGCCGAUGACCUUCGCGACGUGGGCCUCAUCGUUCGCCACGCAAACCCAGGCGUGCCGUGGCUCACGGGGGAAGGUAAACCUGGCUUGAGCGACAGGAUGUCUGGCUCCAUCAUCAACGCACGCUUGCCCUACACCUUUUCGAACUCGGCUGUCGGCAUCAUCCUAAACCCGGCGCACCUCACGAGCGGCGCGACCCCCUGCGCAUGUGCGGGUGAUUGCGGCUCAUAUCGCUUCGGCAAAGGCAAGUCGCUACUCGAGCAGUGCGAGGCUCGCGACUCGCCCGGCCGCCCGCACCAUUACCGGGAUCUGGCGGCAAUGUUGAAGGCACACGAGAGCUCUCUGCAGUGGCGUGAGACUUGCGUCGUCAAUACCGUCAACACGGCGCGCGACCGCAACGGCUGUCGCUACAACGAGGUGCUUCUCGAUGCGGUGGCAGUAGGCGACGCGCUUCCAAGCGUGGUGGAGGCCGUCUUCCUUCCGAUUAAUGCGGGACCGGUCGACCGCGUCGAGGGCAGCCCGGCGCAGGCUCGCCACGUGCGAGACACGUUUGCGCGAGCCUUUGGCAUGCAGCUGCCGCUGCUCACUUUUGACGUGCGCGCUGCGCAAGAGGGCCGAGCCCCAUUCGCGAUGAUGGAUCUCGACUGGGGUCCUGAGGGCGCCGCGGCCAAGGAGGAGGACGGCGCUGACGCCACCGACGCGCCGGGGCCGCUUUGUGUCGCGGGCCGCCAGCUCCCGGAGCUCUUCUUGCUUGGCGCGCAAAAGUGUGGCACGACAUCGCUGGCCAGACAGCUCGUGCAGCACGGAGUCCGCCUCUCCCACAGCUUUGAUGACGGCAUCGCGUACUCCGAUGGCAAGGAGCCUCACUUCUUCAACACGCCAGAGCGGUACGCUCGUGGGAUCGAGUACUACGCUUCGAUCUUUCCUCCGUGCGGCCGGGAUGUGAUCACGAUGGACGCGACGCCCGACUACCUGCUCGACAACUCGUCCCUCGGCCGGCUCGCCAGCAUGUACGGCUCGGCCCGGCUCGAGCGCACGACCUUCGCGGUCCUCCUCUGCGAGCCCCUGCAGCGCGCACAGUCCGCAUUCUACCACAUGAAGUCAUACCCGGUGGCGGGCAUCGCCACACCGUCCAGCGCAACCUUCUCCGACUUUGUGAAGGACGACGCCGACGACCCACACCCGCUGUGGGCGCACGGGCAGUACGGGCCCCAGCUUGACGGGAUCCUGGCGCAGCUCGGGCAGAUCGCCAUCGUGCCGACCGCGUGGUACCUGGCGGCGGCCGGCCCUACCAUCACCGGCUUGCUGAGCCUUGUGCAGCGCCGCAGUGGCAAGCGGUCGCAGCGCCCCCCCCUGGAAACCCUUCAAGGUGAGGCACGUCAUGAGAAUGCAGGCAAGCACCCGCUCCUCGCGACUGAGAUUACGAGCCCGGUGGAGCGCCAGAGCCUCUCGAAGCUGUUUCAGCCAUCCAACGAACGCGUGUACGAGUUGGCGUACGGCGAAGACCCGCGGGUGAGCUUGCUGCCGCACGUGUCUCGGCCCUCGACCCGCUUCCUCGAGCCAAGCUAUACGGAACUCGUGUCCAUUGUCGUCCUGGUCACGCCAGACCGCGCGGGCUACUUGAAGCUGGCACUCGAGCAGGUCAGGAGGCAGACGUAUCCGCGCUUGGAGGUGGUUGUCGUCAACGAUUUGGGCGACGACAUCAGCGCCGGCGAACCAGGCGCCGGGGCCGAGAGUGGACCGGGCGCCGUGGGGCCAAUAGCUGCCGUCCUCGGUCGAUUUCCGGACUUGGACGUCACUUACCGGCACGUCGAGACUGGCAGCUCGGUGGGCUACAAGCGCAACGUUGCAUGCAGCUUAGCGCAGGGAAGCGUGAUCGUCACUUGGGACUCAGACGAUCUGUACUCUGACACGCGCGUGGCAACGCAGGUGGCCCCGAUCCUCGGCGGCAAGUACGACGCCAGCGUCUUGCGCUUUCGGAUUUAUGCAUGGGUCGGAACGAACUCGCUCGAAUACUAUGAGAACCCGUUGGGAGGACCCAAUAUGGGGACCUUGACCUUCCGCCGCUCGCUCUGGGCCGAUGGGGCCGGGUAUCCAGAGGUGGACAUCGGCGAGGAUAUUGGAUUCCUGGAUGGCGCACUUCAGGAGUGCGCGUGCUCGACGAUCCUCCCAGGGACGGAGGGUGUCUACACGCGCCACCUCGGCGGCCGCAACACAUGGGGCUGGAACAACGCGAGCGCCGGUGUCGGUCCGAACGGCCAGCGCAUGAGACGCAUCGAUCGCCCGGCCUUCCUGCCGGAUGAGAUCGACGGCGAGUGCAUCCGCGCCGAGCAAAGUAUGGCUCCACGAGGAGACCGAGCUCGCACCCUGCUGAAGUACGCCGGGUCGAGGCGAAACCUGGCGCUGAUGCAGUUUGGCGACUUGGAGGCGUCCUCCUCGAUGCUGCCGGCCCGGUGCUUGGCCAGCGAGUCGGCGGCGCGGGGCUCCUGCCCGGUGGAGACGAAGCGGAGGGAGCUGCGCCGCCUGCUGGUAGACGGAGCUGUGGCGGAAGCGCCGCCCUCCGUGGUGACUGGCGGCGAUCAGAGCAUGCGCACCACCGACGCGCAAUUCUUCAGCAGCGCGACGAUCACGGCGUCGUUCCCGCGCGUGACAAGCUGCGACGACCACUUCAUCGUCCUCUCGUCGAGCGACUCCUUCUCCUGGACUUGGGGCUCAGAGUCGACGGCGAUCAAGUUUGUCUGGGACUGCGCUACCAAGUACGUCUACUGGCCAAGCUCGAGCACAUCCGCGCCUUGCGACGUGUACGGCGACAUCAACAUCGGCAUCACGAUCAACGACGGCAGCGUGACAUUCACCGACGACGUAAGCUGCGGCUCACUGACACAGUCAGGCAUCUCGCUUCCAGACAACCCCCUCUAUCUCUACGUCGGCGCCGACUGCGACAGCUGCACCACGCAGUGGUACGAGCUGAGCGUCUCAGCGGGUGUUGCAUCGCCGUCCUCUCCGCCGUCGCCACCUAUUUCGCCCUUCCCCACCGGCUUCGUGGCCGCGGCGAGCGAGGCUAAGCUCCGCUCUCUGAUCACGGAGGCUGCUGCUUCGCAAGCCGACCGCGGCGGCGUCGUCUACGCGUGGGACAGCGGUGCGGUCUCGAUAACCGGUUCGGCCGUGACCGGCUGCUCGGCUGGCACUUACGGCGGCGUCGUCUACGCGUCUUUCAGCGGUGCGGUCUCGCUAAUCGGCUCGACCGUGUCGGGCUGCUCGGCUGGCGAGGGCGGCGGCGUCGUCUACGCGUAUGAUAACAGCGGUGCAGUCUCGAUAAGCGGCUCGACCGUGUCGGGCUGCUCGGCUGGCACUGACGGCGGCGUCGUCUGGGCGUAUAAGAACAGCGGUGCGGUCUCGAUAAGCGGCUCGAACCUGACGAGCUGCUCGGCUCAGUACGGCGGCGUCGUCAAAGCGUCUAGCAGCGGUGCGGUCUCGAUCAUCGACUCAGAUGUGUCGGACUGCUCUGCUGAUGGCGGCGGCGUCGUCUACGCGUAUGAUAACAGCGGUGCAGUCUCGAUAAGCGGCUCGACCGUGUCGGGCUGCUCGGCUGGCACUGACGGCGGCGUAGUCUGGGCGAGGGAUAACCGCGAGCCCCUCUCCAUCGCGAGUGUCGACUUCAUCGACAACAGUGCGAGUUCGUCAGGCUCGGUGCUGUACCUGCGAAGCCAACCCUCCUCGAUCAGCGACGCCUCCUUCACCGGCAACGACGGUAUCACGAUCCAGACUCUCAACUCGCUGAUAGACUGGGACUGCCGCUUGGGCAGCUGGAUGCCGGCCGAGGGCGCCUUUAAAGGCAACUUCAGAGCCCCGGAGCGGGCCGCCCGCAUCGAGUCCGCGGUUGGCCUGCAGCCCAAGUUCAAGGUCGUCGUCAGCUUCUACCAGGUGAGCAGCACCCUCGGCCUCGUCUACGGCGUCCGCCUCGACGAGCACUUUACGCGCUGGCUCGACGUGCUCAAGCUGUUCAGCCUGGACUUGUUCGGCGUCGCCAUCCCCGGCCGCUGCAUCGGAGCCAUGAGCACGCGGCUGCUCGUCGCAGGCACCUGGCCGUACGCCGCUGUCGCCUUCGUGUCGCUCGCCAUUGUGGCGGCGGCGGCGGUCCUCAACAACAAGCAGGCAUUCGACCGCCAGCUGCUCGGCCGCGUCCUUUACUGGGCGAUCUUCAUCUUCUACCUCGUGCUUCCCUCCGUCUCGCGCUCCAUCUUCAGCGCGAGGCUGUGCGAGUCCUUUCGCUACGACGACGCGACAGGCCAGCGCAUCAGCUUCCUGCUCGCCGACCCAUCGCUCACAUGCGACGCCGGCCCUACGUGGGAGGACGAGGCGAGCGGACUCGCACCGUACUUUUGGGCCUUCUUCGCCCUCUGGCCCGUCCUCGUGCCGCUCGGCUUCUUGGCGCUGCUGCUCCGCGUCCGCAAGCCCGUGGCUGCGCAGCGCGCAACGCCGCUCUCUCGCGCGACGAGCUUCCUUUGGCGGGACUACUCUGCCAGCUUCCUCUUCUGGGAGGUGCUCGACCUGGUCCGCAAGAUCUUCCUCACCUCGAUGGUGCUCUUCAUCGACCAGGAGUACGGCUCCCGCAAGCUGCUGCGCACCGUUUUCGCCGCCAUCGUCUCGGCCAUGUUUCUCACCCUUUUAGCACUCGCCCGCCCCUACCGGCGCUCCGACGACCUCUGCCUCGCGUGCAUCGCCAACCUGCUCCUCACCUGCUGCUUCGCGUCGGGAGUGGUCAUCCAGCUGUGCGACAGCACCGCGUACGAAGACAUGUGCUACGACCUCGUUGGCUACAAGACCUCGCGCGGCGCCACCACCUUUGUCGUCGUCCUCACCGCGGUCAUGCUCGCCAUCUCGCUAGCCGUCAUCGUUGUAUUGGCGGUCAGCGCCUCGAGGGCGAAGACCAUGCGGCUCGUCUCUUCGAAGCGCGAGCCGAUGCGCGACGGCAUCACCCUCGCCGAAGGCCAGCAGUGGCACCUCUUCCUCAGCCACGUCUGGAGCACGGGGCAGGACGCUGUCGCCGUCAUCAAGAACGAGCUGCAGCAGUUCCUGCCCGGCUGCGAGAUCUUCCUCGACAUCGACGACCUCAAAAACAUCGGAGAGCUCGAGGCGUACAUUCGUCGCUCGCAGGUGGUGCUCUGCUUCCUGUCGCGGGGCUACCUGCGCUCGACGAACUGCCUGCGAGAGGUCCGCGCCGCGCUGGAGAUGACCAAGCCGCUCGUGCUCGUCCACGAGGCAGACCCGGACAAGGGCGGAGGCACACUCGCCGAGCUGCGAUCCGAGUGCCCCGAGGAGCUGCGGGCCGCCAUCUUUGACGCCGGCUGGCCGAUGGCGGUGUGGCAUCGGAUCGAGGCCUUCCAGCACGUCUCGCUCAAGGUCAUCGCCGAGGCGCUGCUGCUGAAGACGCCAAAGUACGCAGGCGAGAACGAGCUGCCCCUGUGCAUCCCUGGCGAGGUCCGAGCCGUCGACCUCGCCUUCCCCAAGCCGGUGGUUCUCUGGGCCUCGACUUUGAACGCCGGGGCGCGAGAUCUCGGCGAUGCGGUCGCGGCGGCCGUGGCUGGCGGCGUCUCGAUCACAGACGCAACGCCCUCGCGCCUCUCCUCGCUGCCUCGCUCGAGCGACAGCGGCGACGAAGAGGCGACGCACAUGCUGCUCUACCUGAACAGGUCGACAUGGGUCGGCGAUGGCGCCGAGGCGCUCGCAGAGCAGGUGCGCGCCGCGCGCCGCGCCAGGCUGCCGAUCGCCAUGGCGCACGAGAACGACGCUGUCCGCAGCGGCUGCAUCUUUGGCCACUUUUUCGAGGUGACGCCGCGCGACCUGAUCGCCGAUGGGCUGUACCACGACCUCGCCGUCGGUUGCCACUCGGGCCCGCACCGGCAGGUGUCGCUCGCCCUCCUCGCACAGGCGCUCGGCGCGACCAAGCAGACGGCUCAGUCGCGCAUGCGCCAAGUCACCGCCCUCGCUUUAACGCUCCGCGGCUCCUCUUCAAUGACGGAGCCGUCGAAUGGCGACGACGUUGUGGAAGCGUCAGCGACGCAGACCGUCUGA
Emiliania huxleyi CCMP1516 is the source of this 7044-nucleotide messenger RNA. RefSeq lists its product as hypothetical. The record is from RefSeq and is a predicted model, not a curated record. Bases 1 to 7044 code for a protein of 2347 amino acids. Gene Ontology annotation, molecular function: sulfotransferase activity. Gene Ontology annotation, biological process: signal transduction. NCBI's taxonomy places the organism in Eukaryota, Haptophyta, Isochrysidales, Noelaerhabdaceae. The transcript has 17 exons.